This is a messenger RNA of Eucalyptus grandis, 2310 nucleotides long. RefSeq names its product F-box protein SKIP17. The transcript is spliced from 13 exons. The record is from RefSeq and is a predicted model, not a curated record. Gene Ontology annotation, molecular function: protein binding. Lineage: Eukaryota; Viridiplantae; Streptophyta; Magnoliopsida; Myrtales; Myrtaceae. Bases 35 to 1765 code for a protein of 576 amino acids.
CUCUCUCUCUCUCAUAUCUUCCACUCCACCCACUAUGGAUGCCCUGCUCUUCCGCACCGCCACCGCACCGUCGCCGCCCCCCAUGGCCAACAAGCGCCCCUGCCCCUCCUCCUCGCCGUCGCCAGCGGCGGCACUGGCGGCGGCGGCGGCGGCGGCGGCGGCGGCCUCGUCGUCGUCGUCGUCGUCGUCGUCGGCCUUCGGCCAAAUCGACCACCUGUUCGACGCCUUCCUCUCCCUUGCCGAUUCCUUCCCCUCCUCGUCCUCCUCCUCGUCCUCGUCCUCCUUAUCCUCAUCCUCAUCCUCAUCGUCGUCCUCCUCCCGCUCGCACUCCAUCGACCUCUCCUUCGACCGGCUCCUCGACGCGAGGACCUCCGAUCGGGACCAGGCGCUGCUCAUCGACCGGGCCCUGCGGCUCGGCUCCGCCAUCACCGAGGCCGCCCGGCGCUCCGCGAGGAAGCGCGCCGCCAAGCACAAUUCCGUCGCGUGGGCUCUCCCUCCGGAUCUCACCACUAAGGUUUUCUCGAUGCUCGAUUCACAAAGCCUAUGCUACGCAGCAGCAACUUGUUCACUGUUUAACAAGUGCGCCAUGGAUCCUUUAUGCUAUACCAAUAUUGACCUGACAACAGUUGUCCCGAAGGUUAAUAAUGCCGUUGUGUCUACAAUGAUUCAAAGAGCCGGAAGAGCCCUUCAGUCAUUGAAGCUUGGUAUAGUCCCGGGCCCAACCAUGUCACCUGGAUCUUCUCAACCAUUAGUCUAUACAAUAAGGAGUUCCGUUGACGUCUCCAACUUUUCAUGGAAUGAUAAGAAGACCAGACAAGGGAAAGAGUCACCCAUCUUGACCAGGACAUGCUUAAGCCCUUUGAGUGCCGAUGGCAGUGCUGCAGGGAUAUUGUUGAGAAGAUUGCACUUGUACAACAUUGAAAGAAUGGAUAGUGCAUCACUUUGUACGGCUUUAUCAGUAUGCUGCUCUCUAGUUGAUCUGGAAAUUGUUGGCCUGCAUGUUGAAUUGAGACAAUUGUUGACUUCUGUGGGCUUAAAUUGUCCUUUGAUAGAACGUUUGUUCUUUGAGUCUUCAAAAACAGGUAGAGAUGACAGUUUGAAAUCACCAACUUGUGUUGAGCUAGUCAACAGGUGUCCUCAUAUGACUUCAUUGUCUCUAAGAGGGUUUAAGCUCCAUGAUUGCAAAGUUAGAACACUUGUUAAGGGAUUUCGAAAGCUACGAUAUGUUGACUUUUCAACAUCCUACUCAAUUACUGGAAAUUUUCUGAGAAAUCUUGGCAGCACUUCAACUGGAACUUUACUGGAAGUCCUGAUUUUACGGGACUGUAUGCAUCUCAAAGAGAUGGAGGUUGCUCGGUUUUUGACUGCUGUUCUUGCUGGAGAUUUCAAGUGUCUAAGACACGUUGACAUAUCCAAUAAGGAAGGAUUAGCUUCUGAAGGUGACUGGUAUAACAGAAGUUACACUUCAAGUGUCAUCCCAUUCAAAGAGGUAGUGGAAGGAAGGCCGGACAUUUGUUUACUAGCAGAUUUUCCAUCAGAGGGGGGAAGUUUUAGCGAGAUGGAACAAAUUAUUGAUAGUGACCUCAAUAGCGAGAUUGGGCUGCCGUUACAUCAUAAUGGUCACAUAUCAGAUAGUUCUUUAUUUAUGAGUUCAUCUGAAAGCAGCUACAAUAGCGAUCAAGGCAGUGGUAAUGAGGAUAGCCGUGAUUCCAGCUACCUAAUCUACGAGGAAAGUUCAGAUGAGCUGGACUAUUUUCCCAUCUAGGAAAUGCCUUAAGUAAAGAAAAGUUUGAAGAUUAUGCACAAAAACAAAAUGUUCUGCAACAAGCUCUUUAUCUAGCUAUCCAAGUCGAUGGUGCCAUUUUGGUCAAGUUUUAACUGCCGAUGGCUGCGGAUAUGAAGGAACGCCCAAACCCCAGGUUGGUAUGCCUGUUGCCUGAACUCCGGAAGUUUGUAUAUGGAUAAAUGCCGGAAAGCUAGAAUUUAAUUAGCGACGUGUUCCCUGGUCCCUAUCUCUCCUAUGCAAAAGUGUCAUCCACCGUUAUUGGAUGCAUGACUCGUGACUGAUGUUUUGGUUUUUUCCUUUUAUAUUUUUUCUUUUUCACGGCGCUUUUAUUUUUAGCUAUUUCAAUCCUGUAAUGGUUGUGGAUAAUCGAAGUGUUGUCAAUCGUCUCAUAAUUGCAAUUCGACCGCUAUUCAAUGGUUAGUUUGCUUCUUGAGAUGGAGCAAGCUGUGAAGUCAAUGUCUGUUUUGCUCUAAUAAAUUGAAACUAAUUUCCUCUAGGAUGACAUUAUAGUGUCACCCCGGAAA